Messenger RNA from Tremella mesenterica DSM 1558, 1776 nucleotides. RefSeq lists its product as uncharacterized. The transcript has 7 exons. Bases 1 to 1776 code for a protein of 591 amino acids. NCBI's taxonomy places the organism in Eukaryota, Fungi, Basidiomycota, Tremellomycetes, Tremellales, Tremellaceae. The record is from RefSeq and is a predicted model, not a curated record.
AUGGAUACCCAGCCACCUGAUAAUAACCUCAACCUGCAGUCAGGUGGGGAACUGGAGAAGAUGUUUGUGCUCGAAAGCUACCGACUUCUCGAUGACAUCCAUGGCCUGCUCACGCAAUUUGCCGAGAUGAACGUUGUCAGAGAUCCGAGUGAACGGUGCCAAAUAACCGGGUUGACACUUGGAGGUGAUCUGACUUUCUCCCCCACCACAGGUGAGUUGUCCAUGACCAUGAGGUUCCAGGAGGCCGCACAGACUUUCAAAGCCACAUGGCUUCGAUAUUCAACAGCUAGGACAAGGAUGUUUCGAGACAAUGGUGCAAGUGUGGAGACUCCGAGAAAAACAUAUGGGGACUUCUUGAGCAGCUUCUCCAAAGUCUGUCUUGAACUCUGCAACAAAGUUCGGGACUUUCAGCACUGGAGCGUUGCGGAGUUGGCAGACCGCCAGCUGUUCACCACUGAAUUCGUCAACAAAGCUUCUCUUUUUGCCAUUGAGUCACAGAUAGAACCUAUGCUCAAUUGUGUCAAGGAAAACUUUAAGGCCGAAUACGGUCAAGCUCUCUUUGACAUGUACAAGCAGCAGAAGGCUCAAAGAGACUCUGAAGCUUUGAACCACCCCACUGAGCUUGACACUCCCAGUGUGAUAGCCAAUGUCAUACUUGAGCGUAUCUACGUAGCCGUCAUCUUGAUGAAUGAGGAGGAAUGCAAUGAUGAUGAGGAGGAUUUCACUUCAGUACUACCUCUGAUACCGCUGAUCGAUGACGAUGAAAACAAUGACGAUGACGAUGACGAUGACGAUGACGAUGACGAUGACGAUGACGAUGACGAUGACGAUGACGAUGACGAUGACGAUGACGAUGACGAUGACGAUGACGAUGACGAUGACGAGGGUGGAGCAGUCUGUGGGACAAAGCCUGAAGAUGCUAGGCAGGAUGACGAUUUUCUCACGUCACCAGAGCACCAUAUUCGUGACGGGCAUAAAGCAUCAACCGUUCUCAAGAUCCUCAACUUCUUCCACUUCCCAAUCAUGGCUGCUUUUGAGAAGUUCAAUGAACACAAAGACUAUAUCCGAUUUCGGAUCGACAGCCAUGUUCUAAGCGAGCUGAGGCUCCUUGAUGCGACAGAGGAACUUACCCUGGCGUUGGCCAAACUGGUUGCUUCCAAAGACCCCAGUGAGCAAUUCACUCUUGGCAGUUUGUCACCUGAUGGGGUAUUUGAACUCAACCCCCAACCAAACACCACAAGCACUGAGUUUGAGGAGGCAAGACAGAAGUGGCAAAACAGAUGGUGUGAGAAACUGGAAGUCCUGAGACAUGAGCAGGAGAUUACACUUCAAACGAUGUCUCGCGAUAUUAUGCGAAUGCAGCGUUCUGCUCAAGAGAAUGAGCCGCCGGACUAUGUGUUCCCUCUGGGCUUGGGGGUCUCAAUUGGCAGCCAGCGCAGAUCUAGAGCAGAUGCGAAAUUUCUCAGUACUUUCAGGUCAGGGCUUACAGAACAAAUUCAGCCCCUACGGGAGGACAUACUCUCCCAAUUAAGUCCGGAACUUGCCAAACAGUACAGGCGGUCAGAGGAUCACCAGGGAGAACUAAUUUCAGAGGAUAAGAUGAAUGUAGGGGAAAUUGCCGGAAGGGGUAAUAAUCCAACUGACGGUUCAGCCGUCGCGGGAUUAGGGGUCCAGAGUUUACAGGAUUAUAAUCAUGGAGUCACUGAGCGUAGGCAGCAGAUACAUUAUUCAAUGGUUCUGGUUCCUUCUUUGAAGAAUGUAUCUUCCUCUGUCUGA